Messenger RNA from Cricetulus griseus (Chinese hamster), 2518 nucleotides. NCBI's taxonomy places the organism in Eukaryota, Metazoa, Chordata, Mammalia, Rodentia, Cricetidae. The record is from RefSeq and is a predicted model, not a curated record.
CUCCCUCUUCUGCCUCAUAAGUCCACCAUGGGUGUUGGGAAGUCGAAAUUAGAUAACUGCCCUCUUUCUUGGCAUAAAAGACCCAGUGAGGAUGCAGAUCAAGACUGCCAUGAAUCAGUGGCCAAGAACUCUAAGGAUGUGUCCUUGCAUGAUUUGGUGAAGCACAGCAAUAGAACAGAGCAGCCGAUGGGAGAGCAGGAGGGAGCGGAGGCAGAGGGAGAGCUGCCAGAGGAGGAAGCUGAAGAAGAAGUCUUCCUCAAAUUUGUAAUACUGCAUGCAGAAGAUGACGUAGAUGAGGCUCUCAGGGUCCAGAAUCUACUGCAAAAUGACUUUGGUAUCAGGCCUGGGAUAAUUUUCUCUGAGAUGCCGUGUGGCAGGCUGCAUUUGCAGAAUCUAGAUGAUGCUGUAAAUGGAUCUGCAUGGACGAUCUUAUUACUGACUGAAAACUUUCUAAGAGACACCUGGUGUAACUUUCAGUUCUACACCUCCCUGAUGAAUUCUGUGAACAGGCAACACAAGUACAAUUCCGUCAUACCUAUGCGGCCCCUGAACAGCCCUCUUCCUCGGGAAAGGACUCCCUUGGUGCUACAGACCAUCAAUGCCUUAGAAGAAGAAAGCUUGGGCUUUUCUACACAAGUGGAGAGAAUUUUUCAGGAGUCUGUGUAUGAGAGGCAACAGACUAUAUGGAAAGAGACGCGAAAUGUGAUGCGAGGACAGCUCGUUGCCUGAGAUGAAGCAUACACCCGGCUGCCUCCUGUUUUGUAAACAAAAUGAUUCAUCUUCACUUGAGAAAGCAGCGUCUAAGAAAUGGUUCUGUAUGAGUGAGUCGGCUUUCAAGAAAUCUGUGGGCCACAAGAAAGGUACAUUUCUGCAGGCCUAGGAUUGUGGUGCUUUUUGAUGAUAAACUCAAGAUGGUCCGUUUUGAGCACUUUUUGCUUAAAAAAAAUAGUUUAUGGAUAUUCUUAAUUUGUUUCUUAUGUUGAACCAUGAAUAGGCAUAUAUGAAACAUUUUCAAAAAACAAUAUUAAAAAAAUCUUCUAAAGACAUGAAGAAAAUGCUUACGGCUGAGAGAGGUCUGAUUACCUUCCUUCCUACUUCUCUCAUGAAUGUUACCACAGAGCAUCCUGGUGCUGUCACCCAGAAACAUGGAUGGCCAGACUGGGAUAUGUGCAGUGUGGAUGCACACAAGUAGGAGGUCAGAAGUAGACGUGAGAAUGGUCAGGCUUUGGAAAACAAUCCAGCCACGUGUGGUUUUGUUUCUGCUGGAGUUUGGAACCAAUUCCUGCCAAGAAUUAUGAAUCAUUUUGAGAGUGUGGUAGCUAGGGACUCGCAAAUGUCCUCUGACCUUGUCAGUGGCCGUCUGUAACCAGGGCUGUUUUAUUCUCAGAGCUUGGGAAGUGUGUGAUUCCCCAGUUGUUUACCUUAAAAAUCAAUAACCUCUUAUGUGAGCCUUUAGAAAUGUUCCUCUUACAGUGCUUGUCUCAGGGAAUGUUUCUUAUUUAGGGUGGUCUGACUGUGAGUGUUAGUGUGGUGGGAGUGGUGUGUGUUUGUGCAGAGAAUGUAUUUUUACCAUCUCCACUUUCAGGGCCCAAUGUGCAUACCAAGCCAGGGAGGCCCACAGGGACCCAUACCUUUCCCUCAUAGAACCUUAGCCCAUUUGAGACUGAAGCACUGCAAACAAGUACAAACUGGGCCUGUAGCUAAGGGUGAGUCAUGUCAAAUAAUGAGAAAGUGCCCACUGGGGGCCGGGAGACCUACUUGCAAGCCAGCCUCUGCCACUGAGGAUGAAUGUGCCAGUGGGUAGCUAUUCUCCUUUGUCUAUGAAAUGAAAGGGUUAGAUUGAUGGAUCUCUAAAGGCUUUUGUCCUCUCCCAGGAUGGGAAAAACUGGAAGCCAGAAAGCAAUAAGCAAAGCCUUAAAUGUUUAUGAGGUUAUACAUAGUGUGAUCAUUGCAGAAGACAUAAUACAUGCUUACAAUGAAUGGAUAUUUUUGUAUAUUUGCAUCAGAGUUACAGGAAAGAAUCUAUACAUGCUUAUUCAGAUUUUUGGUUUUGUUUUUAUUCAGGGUCUCACUAUGUAGCCCUGGCUGGCCUGAGAAUUGCUGCAUAACCAGGUUGGCAUCAAAAUCACAGAUCCACCUGCCUCUGCCUCCUGAGUGCUGGAAUUAAAGGUGUACACCACCACUGCCUGGCCAGAUUUUUUUAACUAAAUAAAGAGAUAAAUGUUAGGUACCAAGUAAUUGUAGGUGUUGAAAUUAGCAAGAAAUGAUCAUCAAAAUAACUAAUGGUAAAAGGAGACAAAGGUGGGGGCCUUAUCAUGGGUUUUGUGUUUAUAUACACACACAUAGGUUUAGAUACACACAUCAACCAUUCUGAGAAAUUCUGCCACAUGCCAGCAGAUUGUCACCCUGGGUACUCUGUGCCACCCACCUGGAGCUGCCAUAAGGAUCUUAGGUAUGCCUGAAUAAACAGCCCUCCAUGGCCUAACGAGGAAGUUUACAUUAUCCUGGUAAUCAGGAG